GCCCGGAACUUUGGCUUUGAGCUGUUGCUGGCGUCGGAGUCAUUAGGAACAGGGACCGGUUUAGCGGAUGUUAAGGCCUUUAGAAGCUAAUGUCAUGCACCGAUAAAAACAACCACACUUUAAGCUCGUUAGCCUCUCAACCUGGACUGUUUUUUAGUUCGCAUGGUGUCCCACAAACAGAAGCGGGUGUGGAGGUACGUGGAGGAGGGCAGUUUGCUGAAGCUGAAGUCGUAUCUGCGGAAGCACCGGGACCUGAAUGUGAACUUCUCCCAGGGCAAGAGGGAGAGGAGUCCGCUGCACCUCGCUUGCUACCAGGGAGACGACGCUGUGCUGCGGCUGCUGCUCAAACACGGAGCCGACGUUCUCCAGAAGGACCGUAAAGGAGACACGGCGUUACACACCGCAGUCAACCGGGCUCUUAAAGGCGGUAAAACAGCCUAUGAUGACUUGGUUGUCCCUCUCAAAAAGAGCUGUCCAGAGGCUAUGAAUGUUCCCAACAGUGCUGGAGUCACACCUGAAGACCUGCUGAACUGGAUGAAACAUUCAAAGACUGCAGAAAACAUGAGCCGUCCAUCUGAAGUGGAUGCUGAGAAGGAGUGGCUGGAGAAGGUGUUUGACGAAUGCGAGGACGAAUUCUAUGAAACCUUUGGAGUGUAUGAUGAUGAUGAUUUUCUUCCUGUUGAUGACGACGAGGAGGAUUUUGGAGACUGGGCUGAUCGUAUCAGAAAAGAGUAUUUUGAUAAGAAGCAUGCUGAGGCUCAGAGACUGGCGGCGUCGUCUUCUGGAUGGAAAAGACGGAAAAGCAAACAAGAGAGAGAGCAGGACGAGCGAAGGAACAAGGAGCUGCAUGAGAGGCUGCAACGAGAACAUGAAGAGUAUCUGGCUCGAGCAGCACGUAAAGAAGAAGAGACUCGGCAGGGGAGGAAGCGCAGGUAUGAGGAGGGGUGUGCAGCUACUUUCCAUGCUAGCUCUUCAGCUGGCAGCUCAAAGCUGAGCUACAGCGACAUCCCCUGGCCAGCUCCACGAGGUACAGUGCAGGAGAUGGUGGAGGUGAUGCUGCACGGCGUGGACCGAAAGGACCUGCCGGUGUUUCGCAAAAUGCUCCGGAAGCAGCAAGCGCUGUGGCAUCCUGAUAAAUUUGCUCAGCGAUGUGAAGCUCGGUUAGAGGAGAAGGACAAGCAACGGAUCCUGGACACGGUCACAUCUCUGUCGCAGGAGCUCAACAGACUGGCCCAGAGUCUGAGGACUUAAGAAUUAUCAAAUAAUAUCAUACAAUAUGUGCUUUUCUGGAAAUAUGUGUUUGCAAAAACUGUAGACAAGACCACUUGUAGUCAUUUUAUUAACUGUUUCAGUACUCAGAUCCUCAUCAGAUGAAAUUCAUACAGACAAACAGCACCCAGGCAAACAAAAACACAAAUCCGUGGGCACCAGCAGCACCGCUCUGCAUGCAUUCAAAUGAAGGCAAAUAGACUCAUCUGCAUGUAAACAAAGCAUACUUAGCUCUGCUUUAAAACUGUAAUUCAUACUUUUACAGGUAAUUGAGUAACAUAAACAUUCAUAUUGCCUGAAAGGCAAUAUCACAGCAUCACACCGACUGAGAUGGUGUUAAUUUAAACCUUGUCUCAUUAAUAAAAGUGAUUACAAUCAAGUGAUCAACAGUGUGAGGGACACAGCUGUCCAUAAAGUGUCCAGAGUAUAAGAAGUGUGUAGAGAAUUGUACCAGGAGGGCUCCUCAGGUAUGUGCUACACCUGCAUCAUUAUCUUUUUUUUUUUUUUUCCUGAAAGAUUUUUUAAGAUUGUGGAGUGUUUGUAGGGUUAGUUAUUUGUGAGGGUCUGUCCUCAGUGUAAAUUUUUUAACCUUUAUUCAUGCAGGGAAACAGUUUUGGGAACGCCCUGUUCUCAUUCACACAUCUGGAGUUCAAUCCCAGUCUGAUCAGUGCAGGGUUGCUUGCUCAAAGGCACACCAAUGACAGCAGUGCACAGAUCUGGCCUGCCAGUCAGGGGAUCGAACCAACAACCCCUUUUGGUUUGUGUGUGUGUGUUGGGGGGGCGCAUCUCCCAAAACAAAGUAUUGUAUUAUGAAUAUGUGCCGCUGAGCUCUGUUUCAUCUGACUGACACUUUCUUGAAAUGUGUGUUUGCAUUUGCAGGAUUAAAACCUCAUUGCUGCUCCCCA
Molecule: messenger RNA, 2174 nt
Organism: Scatophagus argus
Lineage: Eukaryota; Metazoa; Chordata; Actinopteri; Scatophagidae
Gene: nfkbil1
Product: nuclear factor of kappa light polypeptide gene enhancer in B-cells inhibitor-like 1
Exons: 4
Coding region: 163-1251 (362 amino acids)
Biological process (GO): canonical NF-kappaB signal transduction
Molecular function (GO): protein binding
Source: RefSeq, a predicted model, not a curated record